Molecule: messenger RNA, 543 nt
Organism: Heterotrigona itama
Lineage: Eukaryota; Metazoa; Arthropoda; Insecta; Hymenoptera; Apidae
Source: the annotation of a GenBank genome assembly
AUGUUCCAAGUUCAGUAAAAUGGCCUUUUGAAAAUUUCAAUUUUAAUUAAGAAUUUAAUGGAUUUAUUUAUACGAAGAAAAUUGCUUUCGUACGCGUAUAGAUAUAAUUUUUCGCCAAGAAUUUUAUAUGAUUCUAUUUCAGGUGGAAUGAUAUAUUACGUCUGUUGCAACUACAAAUUAAUCCUUCAACUAUAUAAAUCUUCCCAAAUACAAAUAAUAAUUUUCUAAUUUCCUAAUCACAGACUGCUCGAUCCUGCCAGGCAAUUAAUUCUUGGUGACCUGUGUCACGCUUGUUUAAAGCAACGAGCUCCAAGAUUCGUAGAACAAGGUAAUUCUCGACUAAUCUGUCGGUUGGAUUUCAUUGCAGGAGAGAAGCCGUACAAGUGCAGCUGGGAGGGUUGCGAGUGGCGAUUCGCGCGUUCCGACGAGCUGACGCGCCACUACCGCAAGCACACCGGCGCGAAGCCGUUCAAGUGUAGGCACUGCGACCGAUGCUUCUCUCGCAGCGAUCACCUAGCCCUCCACAUGAAGAGACACGUGUAA